Messenger RNA from Lutzomyia longipalpis, 2832 nucleotides. It is a transcript of the gene Hr96, whose product is annotated as nuclear hormone receptor HR96. The record is from RefSeq and is a predicted model, not a curated record. NCBI's taxonomy places the organism in Eukaryota, Metazoa, Arthropoda, Insecta, Diptera, Psychodidae. The transcript is spliced from 4 exons. Bases 504 to 2507 code for a protein of 667 amino acids. Gene Ontology annotation, biological process: cell differentiation; positive regulation of transcription by RNA polymerase II; negative regulation of transcription by RNA polymerase II. Gene Ontology annotation, molecular function: RNA polymerase II cis-regulatory region sequence-specific DNA binding; zinc ion binding; nuclear receptor activity.
CAGUAUUAAGUUGAUGUUUCAUCGAGAUUGGUUUUAUUUUCAAGUGUGAAAAAAUUCCUUUUAUCAGCGCUAUCAACUGAAUUUGGGAUCUAAAUGACUGCCAUCGUCGCACUCACGUCCCUCCACACCCCACCUAGGUGUAGAUAGCGCCUUAUCGCGCAGGUGUUCACGAAAUUCCCACUGGUCUGAACUUUCUGUUGCUCUCGAGGAGGACGUUUCUUUGGAGGAUUACGCGGAAUUGAACGCUCAAGGAGUCCUGGACAGGAUUUGCAGUGUUGACAGUGUGUCUGUAUGAAGCUAAAGAGUGUGGGAUAGUGUUGAGGACAAUUCCAAGAGUGCUGGAGAAGUGAGAGAUCCGUGAGUGUGCGAAGAAGAUUCAAUCAAUGUCAUCGACGUCAGAGAUGGAGGAACAGAGUCGGAGCUGAGGCAGCCAACCCCACACAAGGUAGGCCCACAGUGUUUUUGUUGUUUUCUCUCCGCGGGAAAGCCUGUCUCUGUGAGAGAUGAAGGGUUCUGAGAGUCCCCAGGAGCAGGGGGAUUCCGGGAGUAGUGGGAAGUUGUGCAGUGUGUGCGGAGACAAAGCAUUGGGAUACAAUUUCAAUGCCAUCACAUGCGAGAGCUGCAAAGCCUUCUUCCGGAGGAAUGCUCUCUCCACGAAGCCCCUGACCUGCCCAUUUAGCGAACAAUGUGAUAUCACAGUGGUCACGAGGCGCUUCUGCCAGAAGUGUCGCCUGGAGAAGUGCUUCAGUAUUGGCAUGAAGAAGGAGUACAUCAUGUCGGAGGAGGAUAAGAUUCAGAAGCGCAAGAAGAUUGAGCAGAAUCGGGCAAAGAAGAAAUUAGCCCUCGGGGAGCCUCCGUUAAAGAUAAAACGUGAACCUGCUGACUCAGAUGUCUGGACACAUCGUCCGGAAGCAUUCCCACCGGAAAAUUCCUCCUCAUCGGAAGUCUCCUUCCCACACGAUGGGCACUUCUCAUCGCCUGAGAAUGCAGGCUCACUGUACUCCCCAACGACGCCAACAACAACGAGAAACUUCCCGACCAUUGAGUCCAGCCCCACGGAGAUUGUCAACAGUAUUGUGGAUUCUUCGGAUGCAUCUCGGGUGAUUAAUCAUCUGAUGAAGACACCUGAAGAUGCCAUCGAAGUGAUGGGGAAAAUUCUGAAUUCCGCAAAGGAUGCAAUUGUCCUCAUAAGUCACUUUAUCAGUGCCCCCGGAGAUGCCCUGAAAAUCAUCAGCAAGAUCAUGAAUUCCCCCUUUGAUGCCCUCACGGUAUUCACGAAGUUCAUGAGCUCCCCAACGGAUGCCUUUGAGAUCAUUACAAAAGUCAUCAGUUCCCCAAAUGAUGUACUUCAAUUCCUGCAGCAGCUCAUGCGCUCCCCCGCCGAUGGGUUGCAGAUCAUGAACAAAUUCAUCAAUGCCCCCGCGGAGGCACUCAAAAUAAUCAACAAGAUGAUGAAUCACUCCAAAGUGGAUUCAACCACGUCGCCAGGGGACAAAUCCCCGGACAUUGAGAGCCCCUUGAAGACGAUGCUGCACCUGCAGCCAAAUGAGAGCCCUAAAUCAUCAUCAAUGGCAUCCUCGACGUGUGAAAGCGCCACCCCAGAGCCACAGAAUCCGGAACCAGCGGAGGAUGAGGCAAAGAAGAUUAUGGAAGAUGUGGAGAGGAUGCCAAUUUUGCCAAAUUCAAUCGAGUCCGUCCUUUGCGAGGCAAUCAAACUAGAGUACGAGGGAUGCUCGUCAAUGGGGCAAGCAGGGGCCAAUGGGAGGGAGCUGAAUGAUGCUGAAAGGGCGAAACUCAAUGAGCUCAUUGUGGCCAACAAAGCCCUCUAUGCGCCUGUCGAUGAGGACCUCUCCAGUCUUAUAUCUGACGAUUACAGAAUUAGGACAAACCACAAUCAUCAAGACCCACAGCUGUUGAAACUGGUCAAUUUAACAGCUGUUGCCAUUAGGAGGCUAAUAAAGAUGUCCAAGAAAAUCAGCGCCUUCAAGAAUAUGUGCCAGGAGGAUCAGGUGGCGCUCCUUAAAGGUGGCUGCACGGAAAUGAUGAUCCUCCGUUCAGUGAUGCAGUACGACAGUGACAGGGCGUCGUGGAAGAUUCCCCACCAUCAGGAAGAAAUGUCGCGGAUUAAAGCAGAUGUCCUCAAGUUGGCCAAGGGGAAUGUCUACGAAGAGCACGAACGCUUUAUCCUGACAUUCGAUCCCAAAUGGAGAAUGGAUGAGAAUAUAAUCCUCAUCAUGUGUGCCAUAACGCUCUUCUCACCGGAUCGUCCACGUAUUAUCCAUUCGGAUGUGAUCAAGCUCGAACAAAAUUCCUACUACUACCUCCUGCGAAGGUACCUGGAGAGCGUCUAUCCUGGCUGCGAGGCGCGUUCAACCUUCCUCAAGCUAAUGCAGAAGGUGAAUGAAUUGCGACGGCUCAAUGAGGUCAUCAUUGGGGUCUACCUGGAUGUGAAUCCGCAGCAAGUGGAGCCCCUUCUGCGUGAAAUCUUUGACAUGAAAAACCACUGAAAACCACUUUGCUAAAUUUACAACAAAUGUUAAUUUUUUUUUCAACGCAAAAACCGGAGCUUUAAGAGAAAUCUUCAUGUGAUAUUUCGUCAACUUCUGCGUUCUUAUACAUUUCUUCGUGAGGAAAGAAAAAGAAAGCCAGAGCUUAAUCAAUAGGAAUUUAAUGCUCUCGGUCUCAAAAGGACUGGGAUGUGGACACAAAAAUGAAGGAUGUUGAAUUUUUAUUGUAAGAAAGAGAUAAUGAUUUUAAGAAAAUCACAAAAUGCAUAUUUUAUUAAAUGUAAUAGUGCUUUAUUUUCAAAGAUAUAAAUGUUUUAGAAAGAUC